AUGGCGGUCAUUUCGACAGCAGCGUUGUCACGCGCUUUUACUACCAAAAUAUUGCUGAUCCAGUUGGCUCUUACUCUCGGGCAGCGUGAUGAAUAUUUCAGAGAAGACCUCAAAUUACUAAGUCAAAUUGGAGAUACACAGAUCAGUAAACUAAGGCCCACAGUGAGGGGUGAACCGACUAUUGUUGCUUGUAAUAUUAAUAUAAACAGUUUCGACUCUGUGUCAGAGAGCAGUAUGGAUUAUGAACUUACAAUAUUCCUCAGACAAGAGUGGCACGAUCCUCGAUUACGUCACAACUCAACAAGUACAAUAGUCAUCAACGGUGGUGAUGUAAUGAACAUAGUCUGGGUACCGGAUCUGUUUUUCACUAACGCGAAGUCAGUCACGAUUCACAGCACUCCAAAAGAGAACCUUCUACUAAGGAUAGAUCCAAGUGAUUCGUAUAACACGAAGGAAUUACUGUUGACGUGGUUACGUAAUACCACUGCCGUUGAAAUUGACGAUGAUGUUGAACUGCCGCAGUAUUACCUUGAACGAAUUGAGAAGUAUAAUAAUGUGACACAUUAUAUGACGGGCGAUUUCACACAUCUGGGUGUUGGUUUUUUUCUGGUUCGGAGUCUUGGAUUUUACGUGCUGCAAGCAUAUGUACCGAGUUCUCUCUUGGUGGCGCUGUCGUGGCUGUCGGUCUGGGUGGAGAUAUCUGCCGCGCCUGCCCGCGUGGCUUUAGGUGUAACUACUGUUUUAGCAUUGGUCACACAGGCAACGUGGUUACGCAGCCAGUUACCUAAAAUUGCCUACGCGACGGCUAUUGAUGUAUGGAUGGUUACUUGCCAAGUCUUUGUAUUCUUAGUCUUAUUAGAAUAUUCAGUGGUGUAUUAUUUAUAUUCACUUGAAAAAGGACAGUACGCAGAGAGAAGAAAAAAACGAGAGCACAGAAGAACAACACGUAUGAGGGAAAAUUCAACGAGAGACGAGCACGAGCAAGAGAAUCUGAAGACAGCAGCCAACCAGUUUUCUAGGAGUGUCAGUUUUGAAGAUGGGAAUUCAAAUAACAUUGAGACUGAGAAGUCGGUCCUUCCGAAUCGAGGUAUAGUACGAUUAAGACCGAAAGUACGCCCACCAUUGAUGAGGCAAGAGACACAAGUAUUAACAACGACAGAGUUGAUGCACGAUUCCAAGAAUAAGACAGACUACUUAUGCGUAGCUUUAAUGGUUGACAAACUCAGUCGAAUAAUUCUACCGUCAAUAUUUUUGAUCAUGUGUAUAGUUUACUGGUCUUAUUAUCCUAUUCAUAAGCAUAGCUACUCGGUAAAUUAA
This is a messenger RNA of Saccoglossus kowalevskii, 1317 nucleotides long. RefSeq names its product glycine receptor subunit alpha-4-like. The record is from RefSeq and is a predicted model, not a curated record. Gene Ontology annotation, cellular component: membrane. Lineage: Eukaryota; Metazoa; Hemichordata; Enteropneusta; Harrimaniidae. Gene Ontology annotation, molecular function: transmembrane signaling receptor activity; extracellular ligand-gated monoatomic ion channel activity. Gene Ontology annotation, biological process: monoatomic ion transmembrane transport.